This is a messenger RNA of Ostreobium quekettii, 2196 nucleotides long. The record is from the annotation of a GenBank genome assembly. Lineage: Eukaryota; Viridiplantae; Chlorophyta; Ulvophyceae; Bryopsidales; Ostreobiaceae.
AUGCGCGGCAGGGCGGAGCGGAGCGCGGCGGGCGCGGAUGCAUCCAUGAAGGGGGGGCGGCAGGGCGGGUCCUGCGGGCUGGGCUGCUGCUGGCUGGCCGCCUGGCUGCGCCUCGCGGCGGAGAUGAUCUCCGGCGCGGGCGGGCUGCCCGCCGUCGACUUCGCCGAGUGGGAGGAAGACAGGCAGCAGCACCGCGGGGCGGCAGGCCAGCGAGCCACGGCGGCGGGUCGCGAUAGCGGCGAGACCAUGGACUACAACGGCUUCCUGGAAGGCGAGGAUGAGGGCGUCGGGAUCGGCGCGGUGCCGGUCCUGUGGAGCAAGCCCAUUUCGGGGCUGGCUGUCGAAUCCCGCCAAAGGGCGGCCGAACAGGCGGAGCAGAUUCCGGCGGGAGGCAGGGCCCCGGGCGCCUGGGGCUUCAUGGACAUCCUCGGUUCGUGGCCGGUGAUAACCGGCUCGGAUUCGAAUGGACUGAAGCUGGAGGUUUGCACCAACACACACACGCAGUGCAUGACAACUGGGGUGAGCGCGCUGGUCAGGGCAGUGGGAGAAGCUGCUGAAAGCGGAAAGGAUCCAGAGCAGUCCACUGAAGGCCUGGGUGGGACCUACUUCAUCCGGAAUGGCAUGGACAAGACAGUGGCAAUAUUCAAGCCAUGUGAUGAGGAGCCCAUGGCCCCAAACAACCCCAAAGGUUUUGUCGGGCGUUCACUUGGGGCGGCCGGUCUGAAGCCCACAGUUCGGGUUGGGGAGGCAGCCAUUAGGGAAGUUGCGGCAUAUUUGCUGGACAAAGGCUUUGCAAACGUGCCACACACAUUACUGGUGCGUGCAAGCCACCCGUGCUUCCACUAUGCCACCACCCCCUUGGAUCCCUACACCGAGUCAAGCGACCUGUCCAUUUCAGUUUCUCCACAAACAGAACUUUCACUUAGUGCCGAGGGCCCCCACCACCUCAAGGUCGGUUCCCUGCAGGAGUAUGUGUCACACAUGUGUGACACAUCAGAGAUUGGCAGCUCCAGGUUUAAUGUGGGGGACGUCCAUCGUAUUGGCAUCCUUGACGUGCGCCUGUACAACACAGACAGGCAUGCAGGAAACAUCCUGGUGCGGAAGCCCUCAGGAAAGGGGGCCAGGAGUGGUGCGGCCCGGCUGCAGGAGAGCCAGUAUGAGCUUGUGCCAAUAGACCAUGGGUUCUGCUUGCCAGAGGCGCUGGAGCCGCCGUACUUUGAGUGGCUGUACUGGCCGCAGGCCAUGCUUCCCUUCUCAGAGGAGGAGCUCCAGUACAUCGCCAACCUGGACUUCAAGGCUGACAAGAAACUGCUCAUGUCAGCCCUACCCAUCCUGCCCGUGGAGUGCCUGCGCACCCUGGAGGUCACCACGCUCCUUCUCCAGCGUUGUGCGGCAGCAGGCCUGUCACUGCAUGAGAUAGGCGAGGUCAUGAGCAGGCCAAUGGUGGCCCUGGACAGUGAGCUGUCUGAGCUGGAGAGGAUCUGCAGACUGACCAAGCAGGAGGUCAUGGUCCACAUGUGGAAUUGCGGUCUGGGCAUCUCCAUGAGCGACUCAGAUGGUGAGGUGAGUAGCUACUCAAGGAGCCCACGCCCAGUGAGGGGGGACGAGCUGCAGUUCUGCAUUGAUGAUGUGCAAGGGGAGCAGAGGGCACAAGAUUUCGAUGACAUGCCGCCAUCUCACACCACCUUUGAUGAAAGCUCGCGGCUGGGCUGCUGCUCCACAAGCAAGCAGCUGCCUUCUGAUGCCGAGCCCCUGGAGUCCUCCUUCGUUCGCCUGACUGCCUGCCCACCGCCGAUGGCUGAGCAGGCAGCCAAGCACUCCCCAAGGGCUCCUGUGGGGCGCGUCAUGGCUUGCCACAAGGCCACAAGGUCGGUCUCCCUGCAACUGCCCUCAGCACACCAGCACCGCCCCAUGGGCUUGCAGGGGCAGCUGCGGCAGCGCAAGCUGAGCAUGCAGAUCAGCAGGCCCAUACAGGGGUUGCCACUUGCCUACCCCCCACCUGUGGAGGGAGCGGCCCCCUCCAGCGCAAAUGACAUCUUCAGCCACAUGGGCGAGGAGGACUGGGGCGUGUUCAUGGAACUGCUGACUGGCCACAUCCAGGAAGCACUGGACGAGGGCCUGUGGAGGACGCAGGAGCGUGUGAAUGGUCGGGGCCAGUCGGCGACGAAUUUCGGGACGUCUUGCCCGAAGUUCUGA